Messenger RNA from Entrophospora candida, 1964 nucleotides. NCBI's taxonomy places the organism in Eukaryota, Fungi, Glomeromycota, Glomeromycetes, Entrophosporales, Entrophosporaceae. The record is from the annotation of a GenBank genome assembly.
GGAGGUCUCUACCCUUAAUACUAUAUGGAAAAGAAUUUCAAAGAAAAAUGACAUCAUUUGAAUACAAACCAUCUUUUGCACAUUUGAUUCAUGAUUUCAAUACAAUUUCUAAAUGUUUGGCAUGUCACAGUUUUCCAAAAGCAUCAUCAUCAGGACUUUGUCGUACAUGUAAUUUUUAUCUAAAACAUAAUAUGUAUAAUAGAUUUCCUGAUAAGUCUUUCCAAUUACCAGAUCAAUCCUCUCUUAAUUCAUCAUCAUCUCAUACUCCUCCUUCACCAACAAGUUUGAUUAUGUCACUGAUCACUGAAUUUUUUAAGUAUGCAGCAUAUAGAGAAUGUCAAAGAGAAAGUAUAUUUUCUUUUGUACAAGGCAAGGACACAAUGGUUUUGUUACCAACAGGUGGAGGAAAAACUUUAUGCUACUCUGCCUCUGCUUUAUUAUGUGAAGGCCUUACAGUAGUUUUCAGUCCUUUGAAAGCACUCAUAGAUGAUCAAGUGAUUGAAGUCACUAAAAUGGGUAUUCCUUGUGCUGUAUUUGAAGAACUAUCAUCUGGUUUUACCAAAAUUCUUUUUGUAACUCCUGAAAAGUUUGAUAAAAAUAUUGGAUUUCAGAAAAUGCUGUGUAGAAUCUAUGAAAAAUUUGGUUUACGUUUUGUAAUUGAUGAAGCUCAUUGUAUUAAAGAAUAUAAACAUUUUAGACCAUCAUGGAAUAAUUUGGGAAAGUUGAGAAAUAUGUUUCAAGAAGCACCCAUAAUGAUGUUGACAGCUACUUGUUCCAAAGAAGAUGCAAACAUAAUUAUUAACUCCCUUAAUAUAAAACCAGAAAAUCUUAAUAUUAUAAGAAGCUCUUCUUUUUCAUGCCCAGAAAUUAAAAUAGAAGUCUGUUCAAAAGGAGCUAAGGAAAAGAUUAUUGGUGAUAUAGUUAAACUAAUUGACGAAAUCCAAGAAGGAAAAAUUAUUAUAUAUUGUGCGACUGUUAAAAAUUGUGAAGAGAUGUUAGAACAAUUGAAUAGUAGAAUUGACACUAAAUAUAAUAUUGAUACUUAUCAUGGAGAAUUAGACAGUUUGCAAAAAUCCCAAACAAUUCAAAAGUGGAAAAAUGGCCAAAUUCAACUUAUGAUUGCAACAAAUGCUUUUGGAAUGGGAAUAAAUACACCUGACAUUAGACUUGUAAUUCAUAACACCUUUCCUCUGAGCAUUGGAAACUUGAUACAAGAAAUUGGUCAUGCAGGAAGAGAUAAAAUUCAAUCAAAAAGUGUUUUGUUUUUCUCAAGGAAUGAUAUACGAUCUGUAUACUCUAUUGUUACUGGAGGAAGAGAAAGUUCUAUUCAAAAUCAACAAAAUAUGGAGGAAAUAAAUGUCAGUAACUUCUAUCCCAAUUUUGAUGAAUCCAGAGAAACAAAUCAUAUUAACUAUUUGCUAAAUAAGCAAAAAGAAAUAUUUAAAAUGAUCUAUUAUUGUGAAGAGCAUUAUACCUGUUGCCAAAUGAUGCUAUAUAGUUAUUACUCAUGGCCAAAUGAUCAACCACUUCCUCUAUGUAAAAUAUGUGACAACUGCAUCAGACAUGCUAAAAAAAAACCUAUUUUAUAUGAUAUUAGCAUUGAUGUAGUGAGGAUGAUAAAGGUUGUAGAUGCAGUAAUUAAUCAUUUGAAGAGAAAAGAAAAAGAGGCUACAAGAGAUGAUAUCAUAAAUGUAUUUUGUCAAGCAAGAAACAAAAAUGUAAAUGAAAAAGGCUUUUCAGAAUUGGAAAUAUAUAAAUUAGCAUAUAAUAGGGUUGUAAAACGACAACAGGAUGCUUUUCACCUACUUGACAGGCUCAUUAUUGAUGGUCUUGUUUUAAGUGACAUUGUUUUGUAUAAAUCACCUAAUCUUUCUAAUUUCCAUUGCAAUAUAGUAAUAAUUGGUUUAAAAGAAAGUGCAAUAUCAGAAGCAACAUCUAAAAAAUGGGAAAUUCUUUUAUAUUAG